This is a messenger RNA of Nematocida minor, 282 nucleotides long. Its product is annotated as INO80 complex subunit C. The record is from RefSeq and is a predicted model, not a curated record. Gene Ontology annotation, biological process: chromatin remodeling. NCBI's taxonomy places the organism in Eukaryota, Fungi, Microsporidia. Gene Ontology annotation, cellular component: Ino80 complex. The transcript has a single exon. The coding region runs from base 1 to 282 and encodes 93 amino acids.
AUGAAAGAAAAGAAGAACAAAACACUCAAACAGCUGCAGACAAGAAUAGCAGCAGAGUAUCCCUCGUACGCCUCCCUCUUCACAAGGGUCUCUGUGGAGCCGCAGCUGCAGCUAUGCGAUAUAACAGGCCUUCCUGCGAAGUACGUGUGUCCAAGAACAGGCCUGCAGUACAGCUCGAGCAAAGUUUAUUCGAAGAUAAGAGAAAUUCCAACGGAGCAUGCACAGAUCCUCGGAAGCAUAAGACAGCUCGGAAAAGAGCUAAGCGCGCUGACCAAGAAGUAA